Molecule: messenger RNA, 1647 nt
Organism: Aspergillus nidulans FGSC A4
Lineage: Eukaryota; Fungi; Ascomycota; Eurotiomycetes; Eurotiales; Aspergillaceae
Product: putative acetamidase
Exons: 7
Coding region: 1-1647 (548 amino acids)
Molecular function (GO): amidase activity
Source: RefSeq, a predicted model, not a curated record
AUGACGGAACCUCACUGGAAAUCUAUCGCGCAUCAAAAACGCCUCACCCAACUGCAAUCUAUCCCGUCUCCCUGGCGACUUUCCUCUUCCAGCAUCUCAAGUACCAGCCCUAAAAGCCCCAUAGAAAUAAUCCAAACUUGUGGCAUUCUCUCUCCGCAAGAACUUCGAUGGACAGAAGUGAACGAUAUAACAGAGCUUGUCUGCCUUCUUGCCUCGCGCUCGGUGACCUCUGUGCAGCUGACUACGGCAUUCUGUAAACGUGCCGCUGUCGCGCAGCAAUUGACGGGCUGUCUAACAGAGAUAUUCUUCGAUCGGGCGCUCCAGAGGGCAAAGUUUUUAGAUGAGGAAUUUGAAAGGACGGGGAAAGUGACGGGGCCAUUGCAUGGAGUGCCGGUCUCUAUCAAGGACCGGUUUGAUGUUGAGGGUUUUGAUACUACUAUUGGUUGGGUAGGACUGGCGAAUAAACCUGCUGCAAAGUCGGACUCUGUUGUCCAGCUCCUGGAGUCUAUGGGAGCUGUCCUAUAUGUCAAGACUAAUGUUCCUCAAUCAUUGAUGAUGUCUGAUUCCUACAACCACGUCUUUGGCCAAUCCGUCAAUGCCUUCAAUACCAAGCUAAUCUCAGGUGGUAGCUCCGGAGGCGAAGGCGCGCUUGUCGGCGCAGGAGGAAGUGUCCUCGGAAUAGGGACGGACAUUGGAGGUUCGAUCCGCGUGCCAUCGAACCUCCAGGGGCUGUAUUCGCUCUGUCCGACGACGGGGCGCAUCCCGUGGAAUUGUUCUUUCAUGCACCAACACUAUCUCGUCCCACCCGUCGCAGGCCCCAUGGCUAGAAGCGUCUCGACUAUCGAAUACUUUAUGCAGAGUCUCCUAGACUCCAACCCAUGGAAUCUCGAUCCUGGAUGUAUUCCCAUUCCGUGGCGGAGAGAAACAGCAGCGUUUCCGGAUCCGACGAGAAAGCUGAAACUAGGUAUUGUCUAUGAUGACGGCGUCGUACGGCCACAGCCUCCUGUGAUGCGGCUCAUGCGGGAGCUUGCAAGGGAGUUGACGAAUGCCGGUCAUGAAGUAGUUGAAUGGGACACGUCUCUUCAUAGAACCGGCACAACCCUCUGGACUAGGUCCAUCCUCGCCGAUGGCGGAUACCACUGCCGGCAGCUUUGCUCGCUCGUCGAUGAGCCCCUAAUUCAGGGUAUGGUCGUUGGCACAUCAGCAGACGAGCUCUCGAGUGUGGAGAAGGAAAAACUCGAAGAAGAAAAAUACGCCUUUCAAGAAUCCUACCUAGCUCAAUGGGUCGCCAGUGGCAUUGACGCCCUCCUCCUUCCCGUUACACCCUGGUUGGGGUAUAAACCGAAGCAGUGGGUGCAGAGCAACCAGUGGCUCGGCUAUACGGCGCUGUUCAACCUACUCAAUUAUGCAGCUGUCACUGCUCCCAUCGGGAAAGCGGAUGGGGAGCUUGAUCAUCCAGUUGCUGGAAUUGAUAAUGAGUGGAAGGGCUAUGCGCCGAGGAAUAAAGCGGAUCGCUUUAAUUAUGAUCAGUAUGAUAUCGAUCUGGUCAAGGGGAUGCCAGUGACUGUCCAGAUUGUAGGGGGAAGGUAUGGGGAGGAGAAGGCGGUUGCAGUUGCGAAGGUUGUGGAUACGCUUUUUGGGCGUUAG